Messenger RNA from Aureobasidium musti, 1344 nucleotides. Lineage: Eukaryota; Fungi; Ascomycota; Dothideomycetes; Dothideales; Saccotheciaceae. The record is from the annotation of a GenBank genome assembly.
AUGACGUCUCUCCAAUCCGACUUUGGUAGCCAUUUUGGCAUCGAAAAUAUUCCUUUCGGAGUCGCAUCUUCAAGCAGACAUGCAUCACCGCAAGCAGUCACUCGCUUCGAAAACAAGGUGGUCUUCCUUGCAGACUUGGUAGAAUCUACUUCUGAGCUGCAAAGUCUGCCCUAUGGCAUUUUCUCGCAACCAACUCUGAAUGCAUUUGCAGCUCUUGGUAGACCUGCUCAUAGACUUGUUCGCUCUGCCGUUCAAAAACUCAUUCAAGAGAGCAAGUUACCCGAGGGCAGCACUGAGGAUGUUUCAGCAUGCCAAAUGCAUCUUCCAGUAUCGGUUGCAGACUUUACAGACUUCUCAUGCUCUGAGUACCACAAUCUGAAUGCCGGUUUUGCUGCUACGGGAAGAAAAGGACUUCNNCCUCCCUCUUGGGGCUUCAUUCCUCCAGGUAAGUCUGAUCAACACUCCCCUUCGUAUAGCACAUACUUACAUCGUCAAGGUUAUGCUGGUAGAUGUUCAAGCAUCAAGAUUUCUGGAACUCCUGUGAGAAGACCUGUUGGCCAAUUUUGGGAAGACCAUAUGGCAGCGAUGAAAGGCGAGAACAAGAAGAUCGUUUAUGGUCCGAGUCGCAGAAUGGACUACGAGAUGGAAUUGUCCGCUGUAAUAGGCAAGCCACUUCCAUACGGCCAGACUGUCACAGCACAGAAUGCUGGCGAGCACAUCUUUGGCUUUGUGAUGCUGAAUGACUGGAGUGGUAAGUCUUACACCGGACAUGUCGAAAUGUUACACAGGCUAACUCGUCAACAGNCUCGCGAUAUCCAGAUAUUAGAAAUGGUCCCACUCGGCCCCUUGAACUCCAAGAACUCUGGAACAACCCUGUCACCCUGGAUUAUUACAUACGACGCUUUGGAGCCGUUCCGAGUCUCAGGGCCAGGCUGGAAACAUACUUUGCCUCCCCACCUCGCUGUGGAGAAGGACGAUCGUGGCUUGUCCAUCGAUCUCUCUGUCUUCGUUCAAUCACCCGAGAACGACGUGACUCGUGCUUGCGUAGCAAACAGUAGCGUUCUUGCAUGGUCUUUCGAGCAGCUGUUGGCGCACCAAGGCAGCGCAGGUUGUGGUUUCCAAGCUGGAGAUCUGCUCGCUUGUGGCACUGUGUCAGAAGAGUCGGAAGAUGGGCGUGGAUGUAUGCUUGAACACAACCUUCCACCGCCAUCUGUACAGCGUGGUUACCUCGCGGAUGGUGUUGUCGUUCAAUUCACAGGAAAGUGCGGCGAAGGCGUUGGUUUUGGUGAAUGUCGAGCAGAACUACUGCCAGCUCUGUCUACAGAGACAUGGACUAGUGAGUAA